AAGAGAACGGGACUCCAACUGGAAUAAGAGCAAAAUAUGAACAUACACACAGAUGAAGGAGCGCGUGGGUUUGUGCGCGUGUUUCUUGUACAUGUUUGUUUCCGUUAUUGUUGUUCGCAGCUCUGAGAUCAGAUCUGGCAACCCCGCGCGCUCGCGCUGCGCCCGCAGAGCUAGCCGAGGACGGGCAGGACCAGACAGAACCGCGCAGGCAUCUUCCCGCUCCGCUCCGGCUCAAGGAUGGCCAACAAGUUUGAUGGCAUUACCAUAGUAACGGGUCACACCUUAAACGAUGAAUCCCUCAACGAUCACACCCUGCACCAUCUGCCAGACAUUAAUCCACAGAGGAUCUACAUGGAUUAUAAUGCCACCACCCCUCUGGAACCAGAGGUGAUGCAGGCUGUGUCUGAAGCUCUCCAAGAUGCCUGGGGAAACCCUAGCAGCAACCACAUAGCAGGUGCCACGGCUAGAUCCAUAAUUAAUCAGUCCAGACAGAGUGUUGCCAGAAUGGUGGGUGGUAAAGCAGAGGACAUUAUUUUCACCUCAGGUGGAACAGAGGCCAACAACCUGGUGCUGCACACUGCUGUGGAGUACUUCAAGAAAAGCUGCGGCGCUGCAGAUCAGGGCGAGGGCCUCCAGAACGGCUGCCAUGGCCUGCCGCACUUCAUCACUUCAAACGUAGAGCACGACUCCAUCAGACGAGUAGCUUUACAUCUUGAGAAGGAAGGAAAGGCGGAUGUGACGUUUGUUCCCGUGUCUCGAGUGAGCGGCCGUGUAGAAGUGGAGGAUAUUAUCGCUGCUGUACGUCCUGCCACCUGUCUCAUCUCCGUCAUGCUGGCCAACAAUGAGACCGGAGUCAUCAUGCCACUUCAGGAGAUCUGCCAGCGAGUCAAGUUUCUCAACAAGCAGAGAGAGCGGCUCAGGAUCCUGGUGCACACGGACGCCGCCCAGGCGCUGGGGAAGAUCCCAGUGGAUGUCCAGGAACUGGGAGUGGAUUAUCUAACUAUAGUAGGCCAUAAGUUUUAUGCUCCCAGAAUAGGAGCUCUGUUUGUGAACGGUCCUGGAUCAAGAACGCCGCUGUACCCCAUGCUGUUUGGAGGAGGACAGGAGCGGAACUUCAGGCCAGGAACUGAAAACACGCCGAUGAUUGCUGGUCUGGGGAAGGCUUCUGAACUUGUGACCUUGAAUCUGUCGGAAUACUCGAGCCAUAUGCAAAGUAUAAAACUGUACUUGGAGGAACAAAUGGAGAGCGUCUUCAGAGACAAGAUUCGCUUCAACAACCGUUUUCCCGGCUCUGACAUCCUGCCAAAUACAACUAACAUGUCCAUCUUGGGCCCAACGUUACAAGGCUGGAGGGUGUUAUCCACCUGCAGGAGACUUCUAGCCAGCGUUGGUGCUGCCUGCCACUCAGCAAGUGGAAACAGGCCUUCCUACAUCCUGCUGAGCUGCGGCGUCCCCUCAGAAGUGGCGGUGAACGCGCUGAGGGUGAGCGUGGGCAGAGGAACCACCAAAUCUGAGGUUGAUGCUGUGGUGGAGGACCUGAGGGAGACCGUGCAGCUGCUGGAAGAUAUGAACUGAUGGCUUUGGGGGGUUCAAGGUUUUUCAAGAUGCCAUAAAAUGUACAAGAUAUUUAUUAAAGAAAAUCUUGGCUGGAGAA
Molecule: messenger RNA, 1654 nt
Organism: Oryzias melastigma (Indian medaka)
Lineage: Eukaryota; Metazoa; Chordata; Actinopteri; Beloniformes; Adrianichthyidae
Gene: scly
Product: selenocysteine lyase
Exons: 13
Coding region: 238-1575 (445 amino acids)
Source: RefSeq, a predicted model, not a curated record